This is a messenger RNA of Neogale vison (American mink), 1095 nucleotides long. It is a transcript of the gene TREX2, whose product is annotated as three prime repair exonuclease 2. The coding region runs from base 86 to 796 and encodes 236 amino acids. Lineage: Eukaryota; Metazoa; Chordata; Mammalia; Carnivora; Mustelidae. The transcript has 2 exons. Gene Ontology annotation, biological process: DNA catabolic process. The record is from RefSeq and is a predicted model, not a curated record. Gene Ontology annotation, cellular component: cytoplasm. Gene Ontology annotation, molecular function: 3'-5'-DNA exonuclease activity; nucleic acid binding.
UGUGGAGACAGGUGCCCAGCAGCCCAGGAAGCCGGCCAACACCCGCCCCAGCUUUAGGCUCUGCUGUCCCCGUGAGCACAUCGCCAUGUCUGAGGCGCCCCGGGCAGAGACUUUCGUCUUCCUGGAUCUGGAAGCCACCGGGCUCCCCAGUGUCAAUCCUGAGGUGGCCGAGAUAUCCCUGUUUGCAGUGCACCGCUCCUCCCUGGAGAACCCAGACCGAGAUGAGGCUGGUGCCCCUGUGCUGCCCCGGGUCCUGGACAAGCUCACGCUGUGUAUGAGCCCGGAGCGCCCUUUCACGGCCAAGGCCAGUGAGAUCACUGGCCUGAGCAGUGCCAGCCUGGCGCGGUGCCGGAAGGCUGGCUUCGACGCCGCUGUGGUGCGGACGCUGCAGGCCUUCCUGAGCCGCCAGGAGGGCCCCCUCUGCCUCGUGGCCCACAACGGCUUUGAUUACGACUUCCCGCUGCUGUGCACGGAGCUGCGGCGCCUGGGCGCCCGCCUGCCCGCGGACACCGUCUGCCUGGACACACUGCCCGCGCUGCGGAGCCUGGACCGUGCCCACAGCCAUGGCACCAGGGCCCAGGGCUGCAAGGGUUACAGCCUGGGCAGCCUCUUCCGCCGCUACUUCCAGGCGGAGCCCAGCGCAGCCCACUCGGCCGAGGGCGAUGUCCACACGCUGCUCCUGGUCUUCCUGCACCGGGCUGCCGAGCUGCUUGGCUGGGCCGACGAGCAGGCCCGAAGCUGGGCCCACAUCGAGCCCAUGUAUGUGCCACCCGAUGGCCCGAGCCUUGAAGCCUGAGUGCCAGGGGCUUGGCGAGGCCACCUCCCAGCGGGGAUGAGGCCCACUCCCAGCACCGUGGGCGGCACCGGCUCUGACUGUUCCGUUGGGCUUUGGGGCCUGGAGCUAGCCCCAGACCAGUGCCCUGCUGUCCCUCCCUGUCCUCUUAGCCCGCUAGCCCUGGGUGUGUGCAGGGCCUGCUCCUGGCCCUGGCCUGUGUAGCCCUGUGGCCCGAGAGCUUUCUCCCGGCCCCCCGGACUGUGCUCUAGCGGUUUGCUGCUGCAGGCUCCCGCCCUUCACCUGGUCUCAAUAAACAUCAA